Molecule: messenger RNA, 2069 nt
Organism: Solanum tuberosum (potato)
Lineage: Eukaryota; Viridiplantae; Streptophyta; Magnoliopsida; Solanales; Solanaceae
Product: TMV resistance protein N-like
Exons: 5
Coding region: 163-1989 (608 amino acids)
Biological process (GO): defense response
Molecular function (GO): ADP binding
Source: RefSeq, a predicted model, not a curated record
GCAGAAUGUAUUGACCAGAUUAUAAAUGAGAAAUUUCAAUAUUUGCACCACACAGUUUCAGCUAUUGAGAAGUAUUUAGUGGGAAUUGAAUCUCGUACUGGUGGAGUGGAAUUGUUGUUGAAAGUUGGAUUAGGUGGUGUCCAUUUUGUGGGGACAUGGGGGAUGGGUGGUGUGGGGAAGACAACAGUUGCAAGAAAAAUCUUUGACAAUAUUUCUAACCAGUUUCAAGGGUCUUGUUUUCUUGCAAAUGUUCGAGAAGAUUCAAAGAAGCAUGGGAUGAAACACUUGCAAAUGACACUUCUUUCAAUAAUCCUAAAUGAAAAAUCUAUGGAUAUAGCAAGUUUCUAUGAAGGAGCUGACAUGAUAAAAAGAAAGCUUUGCCUCAGGAAGGUUUUAAUUGUUUUUGAUGAUGUGGAUGAUGACCACCAGUUGGAGUAUUUAGUUGGAAAGCAUGAUUGGUUUGGUGAUGGCAGUCGAAUCAUUACAACAACCAGAAAUGCAGAUUUACUUCGUUGCCACGACGAGUUAUAUUCUGUUCCUGAAUUGGCUAAAAGUGAGGCUCUUGAAAUUUUUAGUUGGUACGCCUUUCGAAGAAGGACUCCCGAUAAAGAGUUUUUUAAACUCUCCAAGUCUGUAGUAGAUUAUGCAAAAGGCUUACCCUUAGCUCUUAUGGUUUUGGGUUCGUUUCUCUACAAACAAGGCAUAACUGACUGGAGAAGUGCAUUGGAUAGACUCAAAGAUACUGGAUACGAAGAAAUUAUUAAGCAGCUCAGCUUAAGUUUAGAUGGAUUGACCUAUGAAGACAAGAAUAUAUUUCUUGAUAUUGCAUGCUUCUUCAGGGGAAAACGGAGAGAUGACGUGAUAACAAUUCUAAAUAGUUUUGGCUUUAAAUCAGAGAUUGGAAUGGAUGUCCUUUCUAAAAAGUCACUUUUUUAUAUUUCAGAGGGAAUGGUUGAGAUGCAUGAUUUGAUAGAACAAAUGGGUCAGCAAGUGGCACGUGAUGUUGAUCAGGACAAGCCAUGGAAUCAUAGUCGAAUAUGGCAUGAAAAAGAUAUAGAAACUGUUUUUUAUACAAAUCAGGUAUGCAUUGUUGUGAAAGGCGAUCACCUCAUCUCCAAAGGCGAGAGGCGAGGUGACCCUUCAUCGCCUUUUAGCUUUGUGGCGAGGCGAUCUUCAAAAGGAGACGCCAUGGCGACAAAAGGCAAGAGGCGAGAGGCUUUGUAUGUUCCUUUUGUUGCCUUAAAAACUUCUGCUAUUCCUUUCAAGCCAUAUGGUCCACCAAAUGGCUUGAGGAAUGGUAUUCCUAGUCUUCCAGGAUUACGUUAUGAACCAGUUUCUGACAUUAUUGAAUUUCUCCCCAGUAGCUUGAAAUGGCUUGAUUGGUUUUACUACAGUUUUGAAUCUUUACCAGCAAAUUUUCAACCACGAAACCUUGUUGGGCUCAACAUGACUUUUAGUUCUCUUGUUGAAAUUUGCAAGGAACCAAAGGCAUUUGACAAGCUGACAAUUCUCAAUUUAAGUUUUUCACAAAAUUUACUCCGAACACCCAAUUUUUCUGAGAUUCCAAAUCUGCAAAGAAUUGUGCUGAAAAGUUGUUUAAGCUUGGUUGAGGUUCAUCCAUCCAUUGGCAAUCUCAAAAAGCUUAUUUCUCUGAACAUGAAGAACUGUAAAAAUCUCAAGUUCUUACUGAGCAGUAUUCAAAUGGAAUCUCUUGAGAGCCUCAACCUGUCUGGUUGUGAGAAAUUAGAAGUUCUUGCAGAAAUUCAGGGGAAUAUGGAAUUACUAUCAGAGCUUCUUUUGGGAUGUACUGCAAUUCGGGAACUGCCAUCGUCAAUAGGACAGCUAUUUGGCAUCAGCUUACUUGAUUUGCAUUCAUGUGAAAAUCUUGUAAGACUUCCAGCCAGUUUUAGCAAGAUGAGAAAACUGAAAGUUUUGAUUCUAAAGGCUGCUCAAAUCUGGCAACUUUUCCAGAAAGCCUGGGUGAUCUAGAUGAGUUGGAGGAGCUCUAUGCUGGAAACACUGCCAUUUGGAAACUACCAGAUUCUAUGGAAAAGUUGAGCAAACUUAAA